Molecule: messenger RNA, 1058 nt
Organism: Helicoverpa armigera (cotton bollworm)
Lineage: Eukaryota; Metazoa; Arthropoda; Insecta; Lepidoptera; Noctuidae
Gene: Ras64B
Product: ras-like protein 2
Exons: 4
Coding region: 149-751 (200 amino acids)
Biological process (GO): Ras protein signal transduction
Cellular component (GO): plasma membrane
Molecular function (GO): GDP binding; GTPase activity; GTP binding
Source: RefSeq, a predicted model, not a curated record
CUCUUUCCCACUUGUUGCGUUCCGGUUCUCCAUUUCAGACGCAUUUGAGUCAUCUUCAGUGAGUGCUGCUGAUUGUCACAAAUUGAAGAAAUUAGACUAUUUUUCUAACAAUAAUAAUUUCUAAUCGUUUAUAUCAAGUGAAAUAAAAAUGUCGAGACCAGGCGAUAGACCGAACCAAGCCCAAACAUACAAAUUGGUCGUCGUCGGCGGUGGCGGUGUGGGAAAAAGUGCAAUCACAAUACAAUUUAUUCAGAGCUACUUCGUGACAGACUAUGACCCCACCAUCGAGGACAGCUACACCAAGCAGUGUGUCAUUGAUGAUAUACCAGCUAAACUCGACAUCUUGGACACAGCGGGCCAAGAGGAGUUCAGUGCGAUGCGGGAACAAUACAUGAGGUCCGGUGAGGGUUUCCUCCUGGUCUUCUCCGUGGCUGACCAUGCCAGCUUCGACGAGCUCUACAAGUUCCACAAACAGAUCCUCCGUGUCAAAGACAGGGAUGAGUUCCCGAUGCUUCUCGUUGGCAAUAAGGCAGAUUUGGAAAAUCAGAGAGUGGUAUCACUGGAUGAGGCACAGGCUUUAUCUCGUCAACUCAAGGUCCCAUACAUUGAGUGCAGUGCGAAAGCCCGUAUGAACGUCGACCAGGCUUUCCACGAGCUCGUUAGACUAGUCCGCCGGUUCCAAGAGGCAGAACGUAUCAACAUCAAGUCAGACUACGGCAGUGGCAAAAAGAAAAAGUGCACCAUCCUGUAACACAUAUUACAUCUGUGGUGAGAUUUGUACAAUUCUACAUUCAAAGUUCGCGCCGUUCCGAUGACAGAUUCAUUUUUUUUCUGCAAAGAAAACUUUUUUUUUAUUUCUAGAGAUGUACUGGCUAUCUAUGGCGGGUUAGUCGACUACCAAAUCCAAUUUUUGGAAUAGCUUUAAUUUUAAAAAUGUUUUAGCUUACUCUUAAGCUAAAGUCGGUGAUUAGAUAGUUUGUACAUUCUUAAUGAAAUUAUUCAGGUUGUAAUAUAAUUUAUAUGUAUCGAUACAUCUCCAUGUACGUCUACUUCACUAG